AUGGCUCUUGAGGCGCUUCAAAUGUCUGUGCCCCCACCGCAUACUCUCUAUUCAUUCCCCUGCCCUGUCUCUACUCAGAUGGUGCACCAUGGAUUCUCACAGCCAGAGCUGCAAGCUGUGCUACAGCCCCCCUCGCGCGUUUCUCCUAACAUGCUUACCCUCCCUCUUCGUGGCGGCCAUGAUGACGGCAGUGGAGGGCGACAUCGCAUGGGUGCUGCGGGAGGCCAUCCAUGCUCUUUGAGGGGACUCGGAUGUCCCUCAUCUCCCACACCCCAAUCCCCAGCUCAUAGCAUACAUGAAAGGAGUCGCAGCGAUGGUGACGGCAGUGGAGGGCGACAUCGCAUGGGUGCUGCGGGAGGCCAUCCACACCCUUUGACGCACAUCAAAUGUCUCUCAUCUCUUGCACUACCCACUCCUCCUUACCUCGUCCAGCUAAUCGCGUUCAUCAAGGGAGUGGCGGCCAUGAUGACAGCGGUGGAGGGAGACAUUGCAUGGGUGCUGCGGGAGGCCAUCCAUGCGGACGUGCAGGAGUUUGCACGCGUGUAUGUGGCCUCGCUGCUCAAGCGUGUCUCCUCCUCCAACAUGGACUCUCCUUACGCCAGGACACUGCUGAGGAUCCGGGCAGUGGCAGCGGACUGGGCGGGGAUACCGGAGGAGGAGGCACUGGAGGUGGUGGUGAAGAGCCGCAAGGGACACCCUGUCAAUGAGGACGACCUUAAGCGGCUCGCCCUGCCGCGCCCCACCCCGCCGUCCCUCGCCCAGCAGGAGGUAGUGUUUGUUUCCUUCAUGCGGCUGCAGGAGUCUUUUCAGAUGCAUCAGUGGUGCACUUGUCUCUUCGACAAGGCUGCCCUUCCAUUCAAGUUCUCGUUUCCUCUCUCGCUGCUCCUGCUGCCUUCGUCCCCCUUACAAGACGCCUUGCUACAGGUGACAGACCUCUCCUUCCUGUGGCUGCGGGAGUCCAAGCUUCUGGACAAGUCGUUUGUGGCGGCAGCGACAGCCCUGGGUGUGGGAGGGAGGUACAGCGUGGCUCCAUGCAGCUACAGCGGGCUCUUGCGUCAGACGCACCUGCAGCUAUUGGGCCGCACUGUGGACAUGCGGGAUCUGCUGACUCAGCGGCUCAACAAGCUGACUAGGCGCAACCUGGAUUUCAUCCUCGGCCGCAUGGAAGGGGCAGAUCUCUGCCACAUCAUGACGGCUGAAACCCCACACGGCAACUUGUAUGCGGUUGUUCUGUAUAAUGUAGUUUGUAAACGCCCCCUGCCCCCCAACUCCUACUCGCUCCCUCACUCACACCAGGAUCUGAACGAGGCCUACACGCACAUGUGCCUGCUGCACUCGCAGUUCAUAGGGCAGCCCCAUGUGGAUGCAGUGGUGGCGCUGCUGGGCCCGCACUCUCUGCCCAUGCUGCUGCAGUUCUGCCUCGACUCACUCUCCCACAAGGUCUCCCACCAACUGUCGCCUCUAGCAGCAAAGUUGCUGCCUCUAUUGCCUGCUCAAGACCUCCAAAUUCCCUUCGAAUCUGGCCUCCCAGUUCAUCCCAACAGCGCCAUGGCUGGGCCUUGUCCCCUCCCCGAACCACCGCAACCGUCUGCUGCAGCUGCUCAGAAUCAACCCCUCCGACCUGCCCUGUCGCCCCUCCUGCCCUUAUUUCCUCCACGUUCCCUCACCCCCCCGCCCCCAUUCUUCCCCCAUCAGGCACAUGCAUCCACGCUGCAGUUCAUCCAAGCAGCGCCAUGGCUGGGCCUCGUGCCGUCCCCCAACCACAACCGCCUGCUGCAGCUGCUCAGAAUCAACCCCUCCGACCUGCCUCCCCACGAGGCCUUCACCCCCCGGGGCCUCCGCCACCGCUCCCCCCGCCACCGUCCCUCCCAUGAGUCACGCCGAGAGAGAAGGCCAGAAUUGGAAUCAACCCGGGAAUCUGCAGCCACUGCUGCUACUACCGGUGGUGAUGAUUAUAACGAUGAUGAUUGUCGUCGUGGUGAUUUUGCGAUGGGGGGUGGUGCAGAUGGGCAGAGGAUGGAUCAGGGCAGAGAUGGUUUUUCAGUUGCCCAAGGGGGUGAGGGGGAGAUCGAGGAUGGGCACAUGGGUUCUCCGCCGGAGAUUUCUCUCCCUCCUGCUGCUGCUGCUGCUGCUGCUGCUGCUGGGCCUGGUGGUCCUGAUGCUGCUUCGUCUGAACCUGAUGGUUCAUUGUUGGAGCUUCACAAUCGGCCGCAUGGAUCCCGUCGUUCAGACGCGCACGAUAAACCCUGGCACGAUCCACCCCAACCGCCCCCCCCUCCUCCGCCUGCGCCCCCAGCGGCCCCUCUGACUGAUCUGCUGCAGAGGGUGUGUGCGUCCGUGCCUGUGGUGCGGUCCUCGAUGCUCGGCAUGCUGCAGGCUGCGCAGGUUGCAGGUGAGACGAGAUGA
Messenger RNA from Closterium sp. Yama58-4, 2406 nucleotides. The record is from the annotation of a GenBank genome assembly. NCBI's taxonomy places the organism in Eukaryota, Viridiplantae, Streptophyta, Zygnematophyceae, Desmidiales, Closteriaceae.